CUUGUCCCGUUUUUAAGACGGAUUUGAGAUUGUGAUCUACCUUUUUCCCCCUUCUUUUGUGGAUCCAAUUGAUUCAUGGGUAUCUCAGCUUAUCUUAAGUCCUACACGGGAUUUUAGAUGAUCUAUGUUUGUAAUUAAUUUCUGGCUAUAGUCGGAUCGUGAUGGUGAAGGCAUAUGCACAAGAGCACAUUUACAAGCAUCCAUGGGAGAGAGUAACGUCUGCUUCUUGGCGUAAGUUUGCUGAUCCUGAGAACAAGCACACCUUGUCUCAUAUCCUUGAAGUCGACACCUUGAAUCACAAACUCGAUCCUCUCUCUGGUAAGCUCUACAGUACUCGGGCUCUUACCAUACAUGCUCCGGGGCCAUUGUUUGUUCGCAAAAUCAUCGGCCAGGAUAUCUGCCACUGUGUAGAAUCAACAGUUGUUGAUGCCCAAUCUAAGUCGAUGCAACUCACAACACGUAAUGUCAGUCUUCAGAAGUUUAUAGAGGUAGAGGAGAAGAUACGGUAUGAUCCUCACCCAGAAAAUCCAACAGGAUGGACUGUUUGCCGACAGGAGACUAGUAUUUGUAUUAAGCCAUUAUCGGCUCUUGCGUCCAUGGCUGAAAAAGUGGAGCAGCGAUGUGCCGAGAGGUUUAUGCAAAAUAGUGUCAAGGGUCGAGAGGUAAUGGAGAGGAUCUGUAAGUAUCUUGAAGCUGAAUCUAGAGGGAUGGCUCUAUGAGUCUCACUUUCACUUUCUGCACUUGAAGCCUCAGCUGCUUCUCUCAUACAGUAGGAAAUAACAG
Molecule: messenger RNA, 783 nt
Organism: Hibiscus syriacus
Lineage: Eukaryota; Viridiplantae; Streptophyta; Magnoliopsida; Malvales; Malvaceae
Product: PRELI domain containing protein 3B-like
Exons: 2
Coding region: 162-719 (185 amino acids)
Biological process (GO): phospholipid transport
Cellular component (GO): mitochondrial intermembrane space
Molecular function (GO): phosphatidic acid transfer activity
Source: RefSeq, a predicted model, not a curated record